Messenger RNA from Lolium perenne, 600 nucleotides. NCBI's taxonomy places the organism in Eukaryota, Viridiplantae, Streptophyta, Magnoliopsida, Poales, Poaceae. The record is from RefSeq and is a predicted model, not a curated record.
AUGGAGGCCCACAAAGCCAACAUUCGCCAAGCCAUAGAAGCAGGGGAGGAAUCCAGCCACGACUUCUCCGUCUGGUCGGAGGGCGACGGGUCCUCGACCGACGGGGAGAGCGACCUCCGUUUCCUCGCUGACGGGGAGACGGAGGAGGAGAGUGACGAUGAUCACUUCUCCUGGGAUAGCUUCACUUCCUUCGAGGAGGAGGAGACAAGAGUGAUGGCAAUCAACGACAAGAAUGAGGAGUUUCAGCUAGGGUUCGCCAUAAUUAGGGCAGCUAAAUUCAUCGAGCCACUGCAAGUAUUUGUGUUCGGCGAUGAUCACGGAUUCAUCCACGUGUAUUCAUAUGAAAAAGUGGAGAAGCUACAGAAGUUUAGAGGUCACACGAAAAACAUCACUUCACUGGCUGUUCACCCCAGUGAGCCAUUAGUGCUCUCGGCAUCCUUUGACGGGCUGAUCAAACUUUGGAACUGGGAGGCUGGCUGGCAGUGCAUAAGAACAUUCGAAGGACACCAGAGCUUUGUGCUUCAAGUCAAGUUCAACCCGCAGACUACGGGAAACACUUUUGCUAGUUGUUCAACUGACUCCACGAUAAAGGUUCAUUAA